Cuscuta epithymum is the source of this 671-nucleotide messenger RNA. The record is from the annotation of a GenBank genome assembly. Lineage: Eukaryota; Viridiplantae; Streptophyta; Magnoliopsida; Solanales; Convolvulaceae.
CUGAAAUUGCAUUUUCUCCUUCCUAGCUCUCACGUUGCCUCUCGAUCUUCCUUUGGGUUCAAUCCUUUCCUUCCAUUUAUUAAGAUAUUAAAUGAAGCAUUAAAAUAUUACUAGUAUACAUCUUCAUUAUUUGAUAGGAAAUGUUUCAUGCUAUUACAACAUAGUUACGUGGGCAACAUGCCAUGCAUGGCCCAUGCAAUAGUUCCAUCUUUGUUUACUAGUUGUACGCACUGGUCAUUGUCAUAUGUAUAUCAAGGACUCCAAUGCUCUACAUAAUAAUAAGAGAAGAUCACAUCUUCAGUUUGUGAGGCCAGGGUUAUACUUCAAAAGACCAAGUGAACCUAUGGACAUGUUUCACGAACUCCACAAUGAUGAAUCAACAUUUCAUUUGAUAGAUAUAGCUUCAAGUUGUGGAAAAGGUGACAUAUAUGUGAAGCAUGGUUUGGAUGAAGUUGAACUAAUUUUUCCUUCACCGGCCCCAACUGAAGUAGUACCUCAAGUGGUUGAAGAAAUAAAUGUCAAUACAGAGGAAGCACGGGGUGAUUCACCUUCACCAACUUAUCCAGAGGGUGAAGCAGGUUAUGAGAGAGAGGCACUGGUUGAAUCGGCUUCUGAGACUACAAGGUGAGCCACCUUCUGAAAGUGAUGCAGAGGGUGAGGCAACUUCUGAA